Messenger RNA from Schistocerca nitens (vagrant locust), 1438 nucleotides. Its product is annotated as odorant receptor Or2-like. Gene Ontology annotation, cellular component: plasma membrane. Gene Ontology annotation, molecular function: odorant binding; olfactory receptor activity. Gene Ontology annotation, biological process: sensory perception of smell; detection of chemical stimulus involved in sensory perception of smell. The record is from RefSeq and is a predicted model, not a curated record. The transcript has 5 exons. NCBI's taxonomy places the organism in Eukaryota, Metazoa, Arthropoda, Insecta, Orthoptera, Acrididae. The coding region runs from base 79 to 1314 and encodes 411 amino acids.
AUAUGGUCCACUGCGUAUUUGUCCGCAAGUCGUCGUAGGAAGCGAAAACGUAGUCACCGGGACUAGCAUCGAAACUAGAUGGCGAAGGGAGUAGCAGAGGAUAUCGGUCGGCCUCUGACUUGGGCAGAGAGCGGGCAGUCGAUCCUCAAGCUGAACAUACGCCAUCUGUGGUUAUGUGGCGUGUGGCCGUUACCCGGUUGCUGGCUGUACGAUGCGUACGCCAUUAUGGGCCUAAUAGUAGGUGCCGUCAACGCGGUAGAGAGUGCGGUGUCGCUCUACUUCUACUGGGGAGACAUGGAGGAGACCACGCUGCUGCUUACCAGUAGCGUCAGCAAUGGCUGCGGCACCGUCAAGAUGGCUGUCUUCAUGCGGAACCAGCGGCAGUACUUCGCGAUGGCCAGACGCGUAGAGAUGAUGAUGUCUAUGCAGAACGAGUACACCUCCGAGGACCCUGCCCUGGAUGAAAUUCAGCAGGUAGCCCACAAACGCGGCUUCCGCCUCACCCUCUUCUGGACGCUGUUGAUGUUCUCGCAGUACUUCGUGUGGUACCCGAUGCCGUUCUACGCGCACCCGGGAGAGCGGCGCCUGCCGUUCGCACAGCACGCCUGGGACAACAACACCAACCAGUACGCGUUGUCCUACUUUCUGCAAUGCGCAGCGUCGGCGCGCGGCACCCAGCUCAGUUGGAGCCUCGACCUGCUGUUCGUGUCCGUCAUGCUUCUCGUGGCCGCACAGCUGGAGAUACUCUCGCGGCGAAUUACCAGCCUGAAAGAGGAGAGCCACGAAGGAAAGGCAGCAGCAGUCGGGGAGAAGAGCGUGAAAGGCAUGGCGGCAAACAUUUACGAUAGCAUGUACGACAAUUUGCGUCUUUGCAUUGAAACUCAUCAGAAACUUCUCAGCUUUAUCAGAUACCUGGAUGACACUAUGAGUUCCGUCGUAAUGAUUCAAUUCUGCGUUAGCGUCCUCCUCGUGUGUGUGGCAUUAUUUCAAGCAACAUAUAGUACAGACUCGACUGCAGUGCUUAGGUGCGCGCUCUACCUUCCAAUGCCCGGUAGCCAAGUGUUCCUAUAUUGCUGGGCUGCACACAGUGUAACCGAGCAGGCGGAGGCGGUGUCGCUGGCAGCAUACAGCUGCUCCUGGGUAGGGACGGCCAGACGCAUCAAGCAGUCGCUCAGGAUCAUAAUCAGCCGCGCCCAGAAGCCACUGGUUCUCACAGCUGGGCACAUCUACCCCAUUGACAGGGAAGCCUUCGUCUCGCUGGUGAAUGCAUCCUAUUCGUACUACGCAUUGUUGGGUCAAAUGAGUAAACGCUAGACACAAACUCUUUGCAGCUGAAUCGUCGAUGAAUACUGAUUUCUGCAGCUUUCAAUAAAAUCGCACCGCAUUUCCAAAAUUUCGUACACAAAUGUCGGGCUAAGAUUAAAUUUCCUGGUGUUAU